Molecule: messenger RNA, 1428 nt
Organism: Synchiropus splendidus (mandarinfish)
Lineage: Eukaryota; Metazoa; Chordata; Actinopteri; Syngnathiformes; Callionymidae
Gene: arl5c
Product: ADP-ribosylation factor-like 5C
Exons: 6
Coding region: 273-812 (179 amino acids)
Biological process (GO): protein localization to Golgi membrane; intracellular protein transport; vesicle-mediated transport
Cellular component (GO): cytoplasm; trans-Golgi network
Molecular function (GO): GTPase activity; GTP binding
Source: RefSeq, a predicted model, not a curated record
AAAUAUCACAAUGACUUAAAGUUAGUGUUCGGGGAGAAGACGCGUUCCAGCCAAACAGCAGGGAGGAAGUCGGUACCUUCCCUCACGAACGUGGGUUCCACAAACACGCUUCCGGCGGUGUGACGUCACGGAGAAGCGCCACGCCUCCUCCGGACCGAAACUGUUUUUAAAUACGCACCCUGUCAUCGCGUUAGUCAUCUGCGCGUCACCAUCCAGGACUGAAUUGCUUCCACACGUACAACCGUGUUUUACAACAGUAACACUCGUUGGACAUGGGUUUCCUCCUGACCAAGAUGCUCGCUGUGUUCGGCGACAGAGAACACAAGGUCAUUAUUGUGGGUUUGGACAACGCCGGGAAGACGACCGUUCUCUACCAGUUCCUGACGAAAGAGGCUGUCCACACCACACCGACCAUUGGAAGUAAUGUGGAGGAGAUCACCGUACGGAACACCAACUUCCUAGUCUGGGAUAUUGGAGGACAGGAGAGUCUCCGUGCCAGUUGGUUCUCCUACUACUGCAACACAGAGAUCGUCAUUCUGGUGGUGGACAGCACCGAUCGUGAGCGUCUCUCUCUGAAUAAAGAAGAGCUGCUGAAAAUGCUCGCACAUGAGGAUCUUCAGAGUGCUGCUGUUCUGGUUCUGGCAAACAAACAAGACGUCAAAGGCUCCAUGUCUGUGUCUGAGAUCUCCCGCUGCCUCACUCUCAACUCCAUCACGUCACACCCGUGGCAUGUCCAGCCCUGCUGCGCUCUGACCGGGGAAGGCCUCCCUGCCAGCCUGGACUGGAUGAAGUCACGCGUUCUUGCGAACUGAUCAUCGGUCCGCACCGUCUCAAACUCAGGAUUACACAAAGUAUUUAAAACUCUUUCGGAGGCCCCCAGUGUGAGUGAGUGAGUGCGUGUGUGUGACUCUACCGGGGAAAAAAAAGACACCACCUUUGAAGCUGAAAGACUUGGGACCCACCAGGAAUAACACCAGGUUUAAGGAAAUACCUUGCUGCCUCUGCUGAUUAUUUAUUACCGCUGCACUUUGUGUCGCCACAUCGAGUAUUUAAGCAAAGAGACGGGUCUCGCCACCUUCCUGAGUUUCAGGUUCUUCCCACUCAGUGACUCAGAAUUAACAUGCUGUUCUCUCAAUUAUUUAAAAUGGUUGUUGAACAUAUUGAUGAUUUACAUGGUGUGAGACACUAGAAACAGAAGGACUUCAUGUCUCAAGUGAGUGAAUAGACGUAUCUGACCUCACAAAGUUUGCAGCUCACAUUCUUACUGUCCGAGUGAAAGUCUUCUGUUUUAAUCGUUGAGCUACUGAUGUAGGUUCAAUUCGUAUUGUAAAUAUGUGUUCAUAAUUAAUUUAUAUAUUGAUUCCAUACAUUUUUAUGUGGAUAUUUUUUCAAAUACAAUUGCUAUGUUUCUGACCUGUGUGUUGUCUC